Messenger RNA from Geodia barretti, 1596 nucleotides. The record is from the annotation of a GenBank genome assembly. NCBI's taxonomy places the organism in Eukaryota, Metazoa, Porifera, Demospongiae, Tetractinellida, Geodiidae.
AUGGGCAGCAAGCAGGCAGUAGCAGACGUUUUGGUAAUCGGGGCCGGCGCGUCCGGCGCGGCAUUCACCUGGAGCCUUACGCAGGCGGGGGUAAAGGUCGUUUGCCUGGAGCAGGGUGGUUGGGUUCCACAGAACGCGUUUCCGGUGAGCGAUCCCCAGGCUCAGUUGCAUUGGCAGACUGACUUCCAUCCAAAUCCCAACUUCCGCGGGCUGCCCGAAGAUUAUCCGGUCAACGAGGAUGACACUCCCAUCGCUCCGUAUAUGUACAACGCGGUGGGUGGCAGCACGAUUCACUGGGGUUCUCACUUCCCCCGUUUCCAUCCUUCUGACUUUCGCCUGAAGUCGCUGGACGGUGUGGCCGAUGACUGGCCGAUGGACUACUUUGAGCUGGAACCCUAUUACGAUCUGAAUGACCGUAUGCAUGGCGUGAGCGGCUUGCAGGGCGACCCGGCGUAUCCGCCGAAACCGGUGCGACCCACGCCUCCCCUCCCGAUCGGACGGGGUGGUGAACUGCUGGGGCAGGCUUUCAACAAGUUGGGGUGGCACUGGUGGUCAUCGGACAACGCCGUGCACUCCGCUGCGUGGGAUGGUCGGCAACCCGACGUCGGCGAAUACCUGCGUUCUCCUUCGGGAAGCGACAUAAUCUUUUGGCCGCAAGCCCUGAAACAGGGCGCCCGCCUGAUCACCCACGCGCGUGUCCGCGAGAUUCUGGUGGACGCAUCCGGGCGAGCCACCGGCGCUUCGUACUACGAUCGCAACGGCGACCUGCAGGCGCAAUACGCCAACGUGGUGGUGCUGGCGUGCAACGGCAUAGGCACGUCGCGGUUGCUGCUCAACUCGCGCAGCGCUCUGUUCCCUGAUGGUCUGGCCAACAGUAGCGGACAGGUGGGCCGCAACCUGAUGCACCAUCCGUGUGGAUAUGUUCUGGGGCUAUUUGACGAGGAUCUGGGAUCCGACGAGGGACCUCGCGGUUCGUCGAUGCUGAGCCAGGAAUUCUACGAAACCGACGUGCGGCGCGGUUUUGUGAGAGGGUACGACAUGCAGGUUUCCAACGUCGGCGGGGCUCCCCUGCAGAUCGCCCUGGGCGGACUGGUUGGCGAGACCGUGGCGUGGGGCGACGCUCACCAUCGCGAUUUCGCGGAACGCAUCCGCCGGCAGAUGGGCAUCGUGGUAAUGACCGAAGACCUGCCCGAGCAACACAACCGGGUUACGCUGGACCCUCAAUUGACCGAUAGCCACGGCAUCCCCGCUCCCAAGAUCGAUUACACGGUGAGCGAGAAUACGUGGUCCAUUCUUGACCACGGCAUCGCCCGCGCAACCGAGGCGCUGGAGGCCGCGGGAGCCAAGCGAGUAGUCGCGUCGAGGCUGCGCCGCAACGCCGGUUGGCACCUGCUGGGAACCGCACGGAUGGGGUCCGACCCGGAUACGUCGGUGGUCGACCGGUGGGGUCGGGCCCACGACGUGCCCAACCUGUUCAUCAUCGACGGGAGCAUAUUCACCACCGGGGCCUGCAUAAAUCCGACAACGACCAUUCAGGCGCUGGCGCUGCGGACUGCCGAUUACCUGUCCGGUGAAGGGGCGUCGGCCAUCUCCUGA